GGUCGCCUGGUAACAACUGUCUUUCAAACUCACCCGCCAUUUCUAAAGGAAUCAUACAGUGUAAAAGAGCCCGUUCAAAAACCUUGGAGGAAGCCUACAAAGAGAAGUAACUUUAAAGUUAACGACAAAGAAGAGUUUUAUUUAUCAUUAUGGAGGACGCCAUCGGAAGAACCGUUUUACAGGCGACACAAAUGGUCGAAGAACAAGUUGAUGCCGAACUUAACCGUUUGGAAAAAAUGACGGGGGACGAGCUUGAAGAAUUGCGAGAAAAACGCAUGCAGCAGAUGAAAAAAAUGCAGCAACAGAAACAAGAAUGGGUCCACAAAGGACACGGAACAUACAGCGAAAUUCCAAGCGAGCCUGAUUUUUUCCCGAUGACGAAAGACAGCCCUAGACUUGUCGUUCACUUUUACAGGGACGAAACAUUGCGUUGCAAAAUCGUGGAUAAGCAUCUAGCAUUACUCGCUCCGAAGCAUAUGGAGACGAAAUUCGUGAAAAUUGACGUGAGUAAAUGCAAGUUUCUAUGUGAAAGGUUGAGUAUUAAGAUGCUGCCGGCAAUAUUACUUGUUAAAGAUGGCAAGUUUGUUGAUCGUAUUGUUGGAUUUGAUGAAUUGGGCGGACACGAUGACUUUUCUACCGAGAUGUUGGAAUGGCGGAUUGCCCAUUCUCAAGCUAUUAAUUAUGGUGGUGAUCUCAGCCAGCCACCUGAUAAGCCCAAAGCAUCAGGUGCUACUAUACUAAAGAAGUCCAUAAGAGGACGUCAACAAGACAGCGAUGAUGAUGAUGACGAUGAUGAUUACUGAAUUUAACCAGCAGAAGCUGCUGCAGACGUUUAUAUCCCCACCAAGCUCAGUCAAUGGCUUUUUAACGGAGAUGUUUGUCUCUUUAUAAUCCAUUAAAUAUGAGUAACAACAACAUAACGUUUCAUGGUACCAAGACUUCUGGCAGAUUUGGCAACAUUGUUGUUAUUAUUGUAAAAAGAAAGUAAUGACAUUGAACUGAAAGUUUGUUUUAUUGCAUUUUAAGUACAAACAUAUCAAUUAGUGCCUACACAUGGGACUAGCUUUCGUUUAAUUACAUUUAUUUUUAGUAUAACAAUUCAGAACAUAAAAUUGUGUUAAAUUAUGUCUAUUUAAUGGGAAAAAUGGCUACUGACCAUACUGAAAGCUUUUUAAACCUUUUGUUAAUAUCUUGUUUUACUAAGUAGCAAUGUGUGGUGCCAGGUGUCUUUCUUGUCAAAGAUACUGUUAUUGUAAUUGAGUAUUUACAGGUUUGAACAGUA
Molecule: messenger RNA, 1282 nt
Organism: Nematostella vectensis (starlet sea anemone)
Lineage: Eukaryota; Metazoa; Cnidaria; Anthozoa; Actiniaria; Edwardsiidae
Product: thioredoxin domain-containing protein 9
Exons: 1
Coding region: 150-803 (217 amino acids)
Biological process (GO): microtubule cytoskeleton organization
Cellular component (GO): cytoplasm
Source: RefSeq, a predicted model, not a curated record